CGUCUAUGUCUCGCAGAACUGGGUGAGUUUGGGGGAAACUUGGUGAUCAUGGACGAAGAAGCGAAUGGUGAAAGCACCUUCAUCACAGGAGGUGAUCACUCCGCUGCAUUGUCAGACGUGACUUCAAUCCUUUCCCAACCUCGAGAAGAGCGCCUCGCCAACCUGGAGAGAUUCACGCGAUGCAUCACCUGCAAGUUCUGUCGGAGGCCGGCGCAGGAGGACCUGGACUUGCGGAAGUUGAUGCCUGACAGCCUUGGACGGGAUCCCGAUGUGUGGGAGUACACUUCUUGUGCGAUUUGCUUGUGCGACUUUGCAGAUGGGGAGGAGCUUCGACGCGCGUCGUGCCCUGGUGGACAUGCCUUCCAUCCAAAGUGCCUCCGCGCUUGGAUUGAACGCUCCAACGAGACGUGCCCGGUGUGCCGCUGCAAAGAAGGCGACCGCUCCAAGACCGGUUCCGGUGCCAGAUUCAGUGCCGAUGCCCUGGCGGAGUUUGUGACACGCCGUAUGCGCAGUACGAAGGUUGACUUCACUGUUUCCAAAGAGAACCAUCAGAGAGCAGAUGAGGUCAUGGCGCAGCUCUUUCUUCCCAUGGUGUGCUUGAAGCCUGCGGUUGAGGAGGAAGAUGAGCCGCAGGCCCCAUCUCCACAGAAGGGGUCGACGUUGGUGGAGAUCUUCGCGGCCCGCAAUGCGGCGCGGCAGGCCUGAGUCAUCCUGCAACAGCCCGAGGACAUCUACAAUUGGAGAAUGGCAAAAACAUUCACUCAGGUGCAGGUAUGCCCAGUUCAUCAGACUCGGUAUCCCAUGAUUGGGGUAGCUUCGUUGAGUGCGGUCCCACAAUCACGCUGCACUCCCCUGCUGAAAACAAAAUCAACUCAAAUCAACGGCUUCCCUGUGACUCCAACACGCAGGCUGAGUGAGUGGGGUCGGCGGAUUCUUUUCAGAAAUGGACGUCAUCUCCGGACUCCGGAGCCAGUUUUCCAUGAGCGCACGUUGAGAAGUCCCAUGUUCGUUCACCUCCUGUAGUCAUAUUGCUGGAGUUUUAUCCCAAACACGGACAGCGCAAGACAUGGAAACCUUGGAAACAAUGGAAUAGGUUCCGUUUCCAGAAAAGGAUGCAGCCUGAACCGCUUUUGGCCCUGCCUCAGGCGGAGCGGCCUCCGGGUGUGGCCUCGCCGCGGAAGUCUCCCCGGCGUGGCCCAUCGCCUAAAGGGCGAACACGACGCCUGAAGAAGUGACUUGUUUUAGUUUGAAGGAUUUGUUUCGCUCUUCAGUGCUGUCCAAUAUGUUUUGUUUUUUGUUUUGUUCUGGGCGCAGUUCGUUCAGUUCUGAGUUCUUCUGAGUGCUUGUUGGGCGUGAAAUGGAGGUUUGCCGCAGGCGGUGUUGAGGUUUUGAAAGGAAAAGGUGAAGGAAGUGGAAGUGGUAAAGAUUGCCACUUGAGCUUUUGUACAUAUGCUGCAUGGGCCUGGGCCUGCAAAGAAUAUAAAGUCCAUGGCCCCUGGCAGUAUUUAGCAAGUCUGGGCCUUUUUUCGUUGUUGACGGGGUCUUUUGCAGGUCACAAUCCUUGCUUUACCUAUGUAGCCACACAGCGCGAGCUUCAAAUCCUGAAGCUAGAUCAGAUCUUAAGAGCUGUGCCAUGAAAA
Durusdinium trenchii is the source of this 1640-nucleotide messenger RNA. Lineage: Eukaryota; Dinophyceae; Suessiales; Symbiodiniaceae. The record is from the annotation of a GenBank genome assembly.